Molecule: messenger RNA, 1395 nt
Organism: Aureobasidium musti
Lineage: Eukaryota; Fungi; Ascomycota; Dothideomycetes; Dothideales; Saccotheciaceae
Source: the annotation of a GenBank genome assembly
AUGAGCUCUGUCGAAUCCUACUUGGGCUCUGCCCUGCAAACUGCCCAGGACGCUCUUGUCACCGUCGUCGACAGUCUCCAGCUCCGCAACGACGCACCAUUCUCUCCAGACGUCCCCAAAGACCUUCUCGCUUCCAUGCCUGACCUCACCGGUCGCUUGCUUCUGACGUUCCCAUGGUCCAAACCAAGACCCGUUGAUCCAUUGCAGCACAGUGUCUGGAUCUUUGACAACACUGCAUACCGCGUCCAGCCGUGCGCUUCCUCCUCAAAUCAUCUGCACUAUCUCUCUAACUGCUUCNNCAGGAGCCAGGACGCCAAGGUCAACAAGCACAACGCAGACCCCAAACUCAUCGCCAAUCCCAACAAACCUCUACCUCCACCGUCCUGGGAAGUCGAAUAUGUGGCCGCAUACUUCUCGCGCGAGACCUGUCGCGAGCCUUCACACGUCAUCGCCCACAUUGCUCGUUUGGUUGGUCUUGCUAGAGAGACAGCAAGCGAGGAAGAAUGCUUGGAUGAAGUCAAGAACAAGCUCGACAUCACACUCGUCAAGAAGCGCCUUGAGCCCUUCUUGAACCCCAUCCUGCCUCGUCACACGAUCCGCGUCAAGAUCGCCGACACCGAGACUCAAACACUGGGCCCCUCGACUUCGUCUGGCAUCUCAUCUGACCUGCUCCGUCUACACUUUGAUACUCCACCCGGUACUCAACUUACCACGACGGCGAACGCGGACCCAUCGCCGUGCUUCGUGACGCCAGGCAACACAGUCGUAGCUGAGCCUACAGGCUGGGGCAUCAUCUCGGACAUCGACGACACCAUCAAGAUCACAGGCACUCUUUCACCCAUUGCCGUGCUUAAAUCAACAUUCAUCAAUGCUCCCACUCCAGUCCCUGGCAUGCCUCAGCUCUACACGGAUCUGGUGAAGCUGCUGCACGACCCCGUCUUCUACCUCUCAGGAUCUCCCUACAACCUGUACCCAUUCUUGCGCGAUUUCCGCAAAGCACACUUCCCUGAUGGCACAAUGAUCCUUCGCGACGCUUCCUGGCAAAAUCUGGGCGGUCUGAUCAGCAGUCUAUCGGUCAAUGUUCAAGAGUAUAAAGUCGACAGGCUGGAGAAGAUGCACACUUGGUUCCCGAAACGCCAGUUCAUCUGCGUUGGCGACAGCACACAGAAGGACCCCGAGUCAUACGGUGAAAUUGCGAGACGCCAUCCUGGCUGGAUCAAAGCCAUCUACAUACGUCGCGUCCCAGACGAGAGCGACAUCCAGGGUGCUUUGAACCCUGACAGAAAUUCGGCCAAGCGCUUCGAAACAGCCUUCGAAGGACUGGACAGUAACAUGUGGUUGGUAUUUGACGACGCUGACGAGGUGAGGAUGAAUGCGCAGCUGUUGGUCAAGUAG